Molecule: messenger RNA, 1016 nt
Organism: Ilex paraguariensis (yerba mate)
Lineage: Eukaryota; Viridiplantae; Streptophyta; Magnoliopsida; Aquifoliales; Aquifoliaceae
Source: the annotation of a GenBank genome assembly
AUGAACACAAAACAUUCAUCAAGUAGAGUUUUGGGGCAGCGCUCGAUUCCUUCAACAUUCCUCUUCCGCUCUUCAAACAGGUCCAAUGAUUAUACAGAAUAUGUAAAGGCCAAGCCUCCCGAAAAGGGUUCGCGGGUCUCACUCUCUGAUUUCCUUGACCGGAAGCUUCAGAAAAGUUCUGUCCCACCCAAAUCAGUUCAGGGCAAGGAGAGGCCAUUUUCGUCCCCUUUGGGCAGUAGCAAUGUUAGUGGAUCUACUGAAGUACAGAAUGAUGAUAAGGAAAGAGGUGAAGCAGAGGUGAAUGGUGCUUUUGAUGCAGUGUUUGAAAAGUUUAAGCAUACUAGAAAAGAGAAUGAAGAUUGUAUAGGCCUGUGCACUAAUGGUGAGGUUGGAAGUUCUAGCACAGAUGAUGUGCAACCAUCAAGAAAAAGGAGUCGUCCUUUUGAAGGUGGUGAAUAUAAACAAUCUGCUCACAAGCUUUUAGUAGCUCUUGGAGAUGAUCUGAGGAACAAGCCAAAAGUAAAGAAGAGUUUUGCUAGCAAUGAGAAAUCAAGGAAGCUUUUCAACCACUAUGCAAAUGGGAGUGGCUGGUGGGACUGUGAUAUGGAAGGCGUUGAUAAUGAUGAAGUAGGGUGCAAUGAAGUCUGGGAAGGGCUAGGCUCCACUACAUUGGGAGGACUGGAGUGGCAUUAGACCAUUUUUAGUAAGUUAGCCAUAACUCUGGGCAAGUGAGCUCAAAAUGGAAAACUGACCACUUUCAAAACAAAUGGAGAUAUUUGAUCGUUCACCUCUGGCAUCCUGAAAUUUCUAAUGUAUUAUGCAGAUGUUAUGAGAAUUCAGACCAUUCAAAUCCCUUCAUACAUAUUUAUGUCAUCUAUGGUUUUGUUCAGGACAACCUCAUAGAUUGGAUGCUUGUUGACUGUCUUAACAAUUUUAUGGAUUUACUUUUAUGUUCUAUUACUCAAAGUUGCUUCUAAGAAAGUUUCGAGGCCCUUUGGGGGACAAAACUGCUGUUG